AUGUUGGUGCGAGGCUACACGCGCUUUGCAGCUUCCUGUGUGGUUUUCCUCGUGAGCGCCUUCUUCCACGAGCUGAUGGUGUCCGUGCCCCUCAAGAUGCCGCGUAUGUGGGCCUUCCUAGGCAUGUUGGGGCAGCAACCCUACGCUUUACUGGUUCAUUACUACUGUCCCAAAGGCGGCAAACUCGGCAACAUGGCCAUGUGGCUUACGCUAAUUUUAGGCCAACCAUUAGCUCUUUAUAUGUACUUCCACGAUUACUACGUCCUUCGCUUCAAAUGA
Hydatigera taeniaeformis is the source of this 279-nucleotide messenger RNA. Lineage: Eukaryota; Metazoa; Platyhelminthes; Cestoda; Cyclophyllidea; Taeniidae. The record is from the annotation of a GenBank genome assembly.